Molecule: messenger RNA, 2365 nt
Organism: Silurus meridionalis
Lineage: Eukaryota; Metazoa; Chordata; Actinopteri; Siluriformes; Siluridae
Gene: slc2a12
Product: solute carrier family 2 member 12
Exons: 6
Coding region: 352-2181 (609 amino acids)
Biological process (GO): transmembrane transport
Cellular component (GO): membrane
Molecular function (GO): transmembrane transporter activity
Source: RefSeq, a predicted model, not a curated record
CUACUACAUAGUACACAUCGAGGCAACCGAAAAUAGAGGUCCUGUCGCGACUGGUCGUCAUGGCGACCGAUCAUGCCGUAUACUAACGCACUAAAUAGUAUUAUGCGAUAGUCUGAGGGUAGUAAGGGGAGUGCUUUGAGGCGCACUAGUUAGCCAUACUAUGUAGUAAGGAAGUAUGCGGAUUGUGGACGGAGCCAUUUAGGAGCGUGUCCUGGAACCGAGCAGAAGUGGAAGGCAUUAAAUCUGGAAGGAAGGAAGAAGGGUCCGGGCUACAGCAAUGAUUUCCUAAGCAGCAAAGGAGGAAAGUAUCCUAAAAGGGUCCAAACAUCUGCAUCAGCCUGGUGGGAGAUCAUGGAUCUUACGGCUGAGACCAACAGAAUGACCUCUGACCACCCGGACCAGGCGGAUCUACAUGCUCAAGAUGUGCACACACACACUGAGAAAGCUGCACCUGCACACACAGGCUGUGGAGCAGUGCUGGUGGUGUGCGCUGUGUCUGUGGCCUCCUUCAGUGGUCUCAUGCUGGGCUAUGAGAUGGGACUGAUCUCUGGAGCGCUGCUCCAGCUCAGGGAAGUACUGGCGCUCUCGUGCCCGCAGCAGGAACAAGCCGUGGGUGCCCUGCUGCUCGGAGCAUUCCUACUCUCAGUGGUAGGUGGCACUGUUGUGGACCGCUACGGACGCCGUUUCUCCAUCAUCCUCACGGCGGCGCUGUGCGCAUGUGGCACACUGCUGAGCGUUUGCGCUCCCUCCUUCUGGACACUGAUGGUGGGCCGUGUGUUGGUGGGAAUGGCCGUGGCACUCUCGGGCACGGCGUCCUGCCUGUACAUUGCGGAGGUGGCGCCUGCUGCCUGGCGCGGGAGGUGCGUAUGCGUCUACGAGCUGAUGGUGGUCCUGGGGGUCCUGCUGGGAUUCGGGCUGAGUUGGGCAUUUGCAGGAAUGGUGGACGGUUGGAGAUUCACGUUGAGCGGAGUUCUGGUGCCUGCAUGCCUGCAGAUGUGCAUCAUGCCGGUGUUGCCCCAAAGUCCGCGAUUUCUCCUGACCAGGCGCAGACAGACGGAGGCACGAAAAACUCUCGCUCGUUUACGGGGGACCGUCUCAGAAGCGGUGGAGGAGGAGCUGAAGGUAAUCAUGGCAGCUCUGGGUGCUGAGCACCAACAGGGCUUCAUGGAUCUGUUCCGAUCUGGUGCCAAUAUGCGAAGGAGGAUGUUUGUGGGAAUGGCACUGGUGUUUCUCCAGCAGGCUACGGGGCAGCCCAACCUUCUGGCCUAUGCCUCCACGGUACUGCGCGGGGUGGGAUUCCACAGUAACGAAGCUGCUACGCUUGCCUCCACCGGCCUCGGGGUGGUUAAACUGAUCGGUACCAUCCCAGCAGUCUUAUUAGUGGACCGGGUCGGGCCCAAAGCUUUCCUUUGUGUAGGUGCUGUCGUUAUGACGCUCUCGACGGCUGCGUUAGGUGGCGUAACACUACACAGCCAAACACAAAUGGCCAGCUUGUGCCAGAGCCCAGGCCUCCUAAAUCAAUCCCUGAUGUGGAAGAGACAUGAUGCUGGCAUUAGGACAAACACACAUCAUGCUGAUUUUUUCUCAGAACACAAUAACUCUCGUCUUCGAAUAAACCCUUUUAAACACACUCAGGGGCCCUGGAACGCCACAGAGAAUCACAGAGCAGCUGUAACGAACUCCGUGACACCAGCGGAGGGUUCUUGGAAAGCGAGAUCUGAGAUUUCACUAGAAUCCAUGUCAGUAAAUGAGGUGCCUCCUUCCCUGAAAUGGAUCUCGCUGGUCAGUCUGCUUGUUUAUGUGGCAGCUUUCUCAUUCAGCCUGGGACCAAUGGUCUAUGUGGUUUUGAGUGAGAUCUUCCCCACCGGGAUCAGAGGAAAAGCCGUGUCGGUUGUCUCUGCCUUUAACUGGGCCAUGAACCUGCUCAUAUCAAUGACCUUCUUCACGCUCACAGAGAAGGCCGGCCUCCCCACCGUCAUCUUCUCAUACAGCGCUAUGAGCUUCGUGCUGCUCAUAUUCGUGAUCGUGUUCGUACCGGAGACGAGGGGCCGAUCCCUGGAGCAGAUCUCCAAAGAGCUUGCCAUGAAGAACCACCUCGACAGCACGCUGUUGUGCCAGCGAUGGCGAAAGAAGCCCAAAACUGACCUGAGACAAGAAGAGAAGUCCCUGUCAGUAGUCUGAUCCCAAGCCAACAGAGAUAAUGAAGGAGCACGAAGAAGGGUGUGUUUCGUCACCCAGUGACGACCUGAUUAGGACUAGAAAUGCCUGUAGUAGUGAGGAGGCUGAGCCUAUCCUGAUAUUAAAGGUAGAUCUCAUGGUCAGUAAAACGGCUGUCCACGUGUACUGCCAUGCAUUCUGAAACGCA